This is a messenger RNA of Dermacentor andersoni, 1879 nucleotides long. RefSeq names its product methylcrotonyl-CoA carboxylase subunit 2 (gene Mccc2). The record is from RefSeq and is a predicted model, not a curated record. Gene Ontology annotation, biological process: L-leucine catabolic process. Gene Ontology annotation, molecular function: methylcrotonoyl-CoA carboxylase activity. Gene Ontology annotation, cellular component: methylcrotonoyl-CoA carboxylase complex; mitochondrion. Lineage: Eukaryota; Metazoa; Arthropoda; Arachnida; Ixodida; Ixodidae.
CAUCAAUUUUUCUCGGCUGCUUUCGCUUAGCUGCGGGGCUCAGGGGGAUCUCAAGUAAUCCGUUCAAGUUACCGGUAUCAAUAUGUAUUUAAACCGCUGCGCCCGGUGCGUCUUAACGCACGUAAAGCGUAUUCCAAAGGAACGAAGAAUCUACCACCUCGAUGCUGUCAGCACGAUCGGGACCGCUCAAGAUAAAAAUUCGGCCGAGUUUCAAGAAAAUUAUGGACGUAUGAAAGCACUGGUUGACAAAUUAAAGGGCACCGUGGAGGAGAUUACGAAAGGCGGUGAUGAAAAAUCUGUUCAGCGGCACACGUCAAAAGGAAAACUUAUGGUUCGAGACCGAAUAGAUACAUUACUUGACCCUGGGAGCCCAUUUUUGGAGCUUUCUCAGCUUGCAGCUUUCAACGUUUAUGGGAAGGACAAUGUUCCUGCUGCAGGCAUUGUCACAGGCAUUGGCAGGGUCUGUGGCACAGAGUGCAUGAUUCUUGGCAACGAUGCUACUGUGAAAGGUGGUACCUACUACCCACUGACAGUCAAGAAACAGCUCCGGGCACAGGAAAUUGCUCAGCAAAACAGCCUCCCUUGUAUAUACCUUGUCGACUCUGGUGGAGCCUUUCUACCAAAACAGGCUGAAGUGUUCCCAGACAUAAUGCACUUUGGUCGCUCCUUCUACAACCAGGCCAACAUGUCUGCCAAAGGUAUCCCUCAGAUUGCUGUUGUGAUGGGAAGCUGCACUGCUGGAGGGGCAUACGUGCCUGCCAUGUCGGAUGAAGCAGUGAUUGUGCGAAAGCAAGGGACCAUCUUCCUAGCAGGGCCUCCAUUGGUGAAAGCCGCAACUGGGGAAGAGAUUAGUGCAGAAGACCUGGGUGGCGCUGAUGUCCAUUGCCGGCUGUCAGGUGUAGCAGACCACUACGCCAACGAUGAGCUUCAUGCCCUGCAUAUAACACGGCGGAUUGUCAGCAACUUGAACAGGAGAAAGCCAGUUCAGAUGGUGACUGCAGAGGUUGAGGAGCCAGCUUUAGACCUGGAUGACAUAUAUGGCAUUGUGGGCGACAAUCUCAAAAAACCAUAUGACGUGCGAGAGGUUAUUGCAAGAAUAGUUGACGGAAGCAAAUUCGAUGAAUUCAAAGCUUUGUAUGGAGAGACACUUGUUACAGGCUUUGGAAGGCUAUAUGGAUUCCCCGUUGGUAUCAUUGCAAACAACGGGGUUCUGUUUUCAGAGUCAGCCCAAAAAGCUGCCCAUUUUAUAGAGCUUUGCUGCCAACGAAACAUACCCCUGAUUUUCUUGCAGAACAUCACAGGUUUCAUGGUUGGACGGGAAGCUGAAGCUGGAGGCAUCGCCAAGCAUGGUGCUAAAAUGGUCACCGCGGUAGCCUGUGCAACGGUGCCUAAAUUCACAGUGCUCAUUGGCGGUUCCUACGGUGCUGGAAACUACGGAAUGUGUGGCCGCUCCUAUUCGCCGCGAUUCCUGUACAUGUGGCCAAAUGCCCGUAUCUCUGUGAUGGGUGGUGAGCAGGCAGCCGGUGUGUUGACAACCAUUGCCAAGGAUCAGAGAGCCAGAGAGAAGAAGCCUUGGACGGAAGAAGAGGAGAAAGCCAUCAAGGAUCCCAUAAUUCAGAAGUAUGAAACUGAAGGGAACCCAUACUACGCAAGUGCCAGGAUCUGGGAUGAUGGUGUUAUAGACCCUGUGGACACAAGAAAAGUGCUGGGACUCUCGCUAAGUGCUUCUCUGAAUGCAGUGAUUCCAGCCACCCACUUUGGAGUGUUUAGAAUGUGAAGCGUCACUGCUGUCUCUUUUCUGCGUACCAGAACACAACACAGCUUUUAUGUGUAUAUAGUUCGCGUGGGCUGUGUGAAAAUAAAUGUAAGAUGAAAUUUA